CCUGAGGAGCGCGCGGUUGGUGAGAGCCUGGGCGGUGGGUUGCGGUCGCGGCCUCCGCGCCGGGGCAGCGGGAGAAGUCCGUGCCCCACAGCCGAGGUGGCCCGAGGGGCACCGGGGAGGCCGCCGCGACCUCCGGGGCUGGUUGGCGAGUGGGCGCGCAGAGUUUUGGGGCUGAGGAGAGGCGGGGCCCGGCGCCGCGGUAAAGCGCAGCACGGCCCAGGGCCCGCGCUCCGCGGCCUGCAGGACCUGUUGGGAUGAAGGGUCCCGCGGCAGGGUCACGAGGGACCGCGGGAACGGAGCCUCGGGCGACGACUUUGCCGCAUGCACCGAAACAGGAUGACAUCAGAUUUUCAAGGACCCUCUGCCAUGACGACUCUUGGUCACCUUGGCCCAUGCUGACCGGUCCUAACUGGAGUCUUACCCAUCCACGCUUGCGGAUUUCAGGGUUAGGAGGAAUCAUCCCGACCUCCUGACCACCUUCAGGGUGGAGACCUGUCCACACUGGUGGUGAGCACGGCCCUUCUCAUGCUCGCUCCUUCAGGCUGCCUGCGCAGAAAGCCAGCACCUCAGACCGGUGGCCCUCACUCUGUCCCCCUGGAACACGAUCUGGUGGUCGACCCACUGAGGACAUGGAUUUGGACCAGCUGGACCUGAAUCCUAGGAUUAUUGACGCAGUUAAGAAAGCGGCCAAGCUGAGGACAGCAAAGGAGGUCCUGCACUUCUCUGGAGCUGACCUGCAGAGACUGACCAGCCUAUCCAGCCCUGACGUCCAGCACCUGCUGACAGCAGCCUCCUUGCACCUGCGUAGGGGCCCCGUCCUCACAGCACUGCACCUGUACCAGCAGAGGGAGCGCUUCCCCACGCAGCACCAGCGCCUGAGCCUAGGCUGCCCUGUCCUGGACCGGCUCCUGGGCGGCGGCCUGCCCCUGGAGGGCAUCACAGAGCUGGCUGGCCACAGCUCAGCUGGGAAGACCCAGUUGGCACUGCAGCUCUGCCUGGCCGUGCAGUUCCCACAGCGGCACGGAGGCCUGGAGGCUGGGGCCGUCUACAUCUGCACAGAGGACGCCUUCCCCAGCCGGCGGCUGCAGCAGCUCAUGCAGCAGCAGCGGCAGCUGCGGGCAGAUGUGCCCCAGGAGGUGGUCCAGAGCAUCCGCUUCGGCAGCCAGAUCUUCGUGGAGCACGCUGCCGACGCCGACACCUUGCUGGAGUGUGUGAACACGAAGGUGCCCGUCCUGCUGUCCCGGGGCAUGGCCCGCCUAGUGGUCGUGGACUCCGUGGCAGGCCCCUUCCGCUGUGAAUUUGAUGGCCAGGCCUCAGCCGCCCGGGCCAGGCACCUGCAGUCCCUAGGGGCCACGCUGCGCCAGCUGAGCAGCACCUUCCAGAGCCCUGUGCUCUGCAUCAACCAGGUGACAGAGGCUAUGGAGGAGCAGUGCACAGCACGUGGGCCGCCAGGGCCCUGGGAUGAGCACCUCUCCCCAGCCCUCGGCAUAACCUGGGCCAACCAGCUCCUCAUGAGGCUGAUGGCCUACCGGCUCCGCGAGGCGGCGGCUGCCCAGGGCCCACCUGGCCACCCAGCCCGGAUCCUGCAGGUGCUCUCUGCCCCUCACCUGCCCCCCUCCUCCUGCUUCUACACAGUCGAAACAGAAGGGGUGCGAGGGGCACUAGGGGCUGAGUCCUACUAAUGUGGACCAGGUCCCUAGAAACCCUGAUUCUGGCUGAGCCCUGGAAGUGGUCAGUGCGGACGCACAGUGUCAUGGUCCACCAGGGUCACUGUUGGCCCUCCUCAGCCAGAAGAAGAUGGUGAACAGGAAUGCCCGGCUGAGGCUGCGCCCUCCCUUCUGGGUCUCACCCACCCUGCUUGCUGGCCCUUGAAUGACAGAAGACUCCACAGAGCCGAUGGCUUCUGGGGUCGUCGCUACAAUGCCUCAGAAGGGGCUGCCCUGUCCUCAGCUCGCCCCAUCCACACCCCUGUGGGCUGGGGCCUUGAAGUCCCCUGGACCUGGGAGCAUACCCAAUGGAGUGCCCGCCUCCUGCAGGGUGGUCCUCAACCCCCGCACUGCUGAGGCUUCAGUGAGACACCCUCCACAUGCUGCCUGGAAACAGUCUGAGGCAGCAGGGAAACAAGCCCAUCCCAGACCUCGGUGGGGGUGGGACUGGCUGGACUUCCGGUUGCCUCCCCACCCGAGUGCAGAAAGCUUCUGGGAAACCGAUGAGAGGACAAGGAACCAGCAGUAUCCAGUCAGGACAUGCAGCAGCACUGGCCUGGCACAGUGUCCAUGCUGGGGACACAACAGGAUGCCCAGCAGGGCCAUCUGCACAGGGCCAGCCUACCCUCACUUCUAACUACAGGAUGAAGCCUCCUGGAAGCACAGUGGACCCUGGAAUCUGGCCACCUGGCCAUGACCUGAGGUUCAGCAGUCGCUGGGGGACUUGGCCUCCUCACAGGCAGGGCUGAGUUACAGUGGGCUCUACACAGUCUGCCGGGCCCUGUCCCUGUCACUCUCUCCAGUGGGGAGACUGCAGCACAGGACAGCCAAGUGGCUGGGCCAUCCUGCGGCCCUGAGGCAGACCCCCCAUUGAAACUGGAGAGGGAGCCCCCCAUUGAAACUGGGGCCAUGCCUGUUCAGACUGCACGUUCCUCAGGUGGGACGGUCCCUCAGCUCGCCAGAGCACUGGCAUAAAGCUGUUCUGGGGCUGUGGGGCUGGACUCUGCCCAAACAGCCUUCCUGCGAAAGUGCAGGGACUCCAAGGGCAGCAAGUAAAACACUUUAUUUUUGUAACUAAAUAUAGUCAAUUCCAAGAGACUUUCUAGGUAAAAUGUAUCAAUUACAAAAUAAACUACAGCCCCAGACAGG
Molecule: messenger RNA, 2855 nt
Organism: Sciurus carolinensis (gray squirrel)
Lineage: Eukaryota; Metazoa; Chordata; Mammalia; Rodentia; Sciuridae
Gene: Xrcc3
Product: X-ray repair cross complementing 3
Exons: 9
Coding region: 630-1682 (350 amino acids)
Biological process (GO): t-circle formation; telomere maintenance via recombination; double-strand break repair via synthesis-dependent strand annealing
Cellular component (GO): Rad51C-XRCC3 complex; replication fork
Molecular function (GO): ATP-dependent DNA damage sensor activity; four-way junction DNA binding; ATP binding
Source: RefSeq, a predicted model, not a curated record